AAAAUCGGAGUACAUUAUAGUGGGCCAGAAACCGUGCCUCUCUCAUCGUCGGAGUAAAAAACAUUUCUUACAGAAGCUAUUUUUAAGAGAGUUUAAUUUGUUAAUAGUAGUUGCAUGAUGUCUAGGAGCUUGAAAUGAAAUUAUACAAUAUCAAAGCAUGAUGGAAAAAUUAGAACUUGUACAUUAAAAAUAAAGAAAAAUAGUAACAUUGCAAAAAAAAUUAAUUUUUAUAGAUCAGAGGUUGUUUACAAGCGCACAAUUAUGCUUCAGAAGAAAGACUGUUUGCUACUGUACCUUCGUGGCGACAUUUACCACUUCUACACGUAAUCCCAAAGUCAGCAUUAGAAGCAGGACACAUUGUAAUGGGAUUGACACAGUGUGGUCAGUUUUUACUUACAUAUACAUACACUAUGGAUGUGAGUGGCAAUACUUCCUUAUAUAAAUAUUUGUUACAUUGGUGGGCUUUUACUCCGAACCAUGUUGCACGUAAGGUUGCAGAAGUCACUCUUUUUGGCAACUACACUAUCUACAGAGAACUGAGUAUAGUUAUAUCUCAAUGGCCAAUGGAACGAAGUAAAUUAGUAAUACAUGGUCUUUGUACAAACUGGUUACACCUUCAACCUACAGAUAGAGCAUAUUUAACAAUAACUACAGUACCUUCUCUUGAAAAUUGUAAAGAUUGCUUGAAGGUUGCAGCAUCUUACGAAGAAGAGGGUGAAGAAUUAGCAGCAAAUUGGGACGGUUGUGUACGGUGUAACUGUCUUCAACAUGGGCUUACUGUUCAUACUACUUAUGAAGUAAUUUCCCCAUAUCCUAGGUUUCGAGCUACUGUCUGUUUGAAUUAUUGGAAUCAUGUAGUAGUUAACACAGGAAACUUUUUACAUGUACUCAGGGUAGACUUGGACAUUCCAAAAUCCAAAAACCAGAAGACUUGUGAUAAACAGGACACUGUCAUUGCUGAUACAGUGCCAUUAGACAUGAGUGAUGUAGAAGAAUUGGAUUAUACAAAGGGGGUAGAACGUUACGAAAGUUCCGAUGAAAAAGUAGGUACACCCGAGUGCGCGGUCGACCAAUCCCCGAAAUGUGAAUCAAGUAUCGAACAUGAGUAUCUAGAAGAACCAAUUAAAUUAUAUGAUAAGUUAAAUCGUGAUUCAUUAAAUACCUCAAUCAUUAAUCAAAGCGAUUGUGUCUGUGAUAUAAAUAAGUCUGCCGAUGCUAUAAGUGUUAAAUCAUGCGAGUGUUUGGAUGCUAGUGAAUGUAAAUGUCGAAAUGCGAGUCCGGUUUCUCGAACCGAACAGCAAGCAAUAUCGGUUAGGGAUAAAAUUUUACAAGAUUUUUGCGAGGACAUGUCUCAAGAACUCAAUAUAGGUAGUGACCUAAUUACUUUAGUGAAACAUCCGUCGUGUUCACCACGGUCUACGCCGCAAAGACUUCCUUCUGAUCUCAAAGCGAUAACGUGGUCUUCGCCAAUUCUUACACCACCUUCGGAUAUUUUGAAAACCCGAAAUUCAGAGUCUAGUCAUAAAAGUAUCCGCACCCAGCGUUCGAGUUCUCCGCAACCUGGUGUUUCAGAAGAUAAUAACAUAACUUCUGUCAACUCUCCUCUUCAUUCGGUCUCCAUGAGUCCUUCGUCUUCGUGUUCAUCGCGUUUGAUGUCACCGCCUGUAUCACGUUCUUUUCGACAUCCGAGUCCUCGAAAACGAUCAAAUUUACAUUCUCCUCCGCCUAUCGUGAAUUCAACGCAAUCAAGAACAAGACCUACGCAUAAACUUAUCCUCGAAGCGGAAAAAGCAUACGAAUUUACUGACGAAGCACAGGAAACAUGCGAAAAGCUUAGUUCAUUUAGGAAACGAAGACUUGCCGACAAAAAGUACGAGUUUUGCGAUGAAACCGAAGAUGCGGAAAACAUAGUUCCUUUCAAACAUAUACGGGAUCAGUUUAAACAUCGCGGCUGUUCAAUACAUCAGAUACCAUCGUCUCCGACGAUGUCGCCUGCGCUACCAAAUGGCAAAAAACAUUGGGUGGAUUCCGAUCAAAGCGAAACCGAUGAUUUCAAUAUCAAUCAAGACAUUAGUGGACCCAAUGAUUUAACCGUCGAUUCAGCUGAAAAAAAUGUGUUACGCCCAUUAAAUCAAAAUCAACUACCUAAUGGCGGCAUUAGCAGAGAACGUUCUAAUAAACACUCUUUCAAUUCGUCCCCGUUAGUUCCGAAAAUAAACUUACAAUAUCCUACUAUCAAAUGUACUGCACAUUUUAAAAGAAGUUACAUAGAACUUGACGAUGAAAUGAUAUCGGUUAUUACGGACGUUGAAGACGAAGAAACAGGGGGGUAUGUAAGUUAUCAGUGUGUGCUUCCUAUGCAUGUUCAUGGAUCUGGAUAUGUCCAAAUGCAAAUGAUCAGCAACAGUAAAGCUGAAAAAUUGAUAGUACCUUGCGUAUCAAUAAAUCAAUUAAGUUUCGAUAUAGAAACGUUUUCUCAUCAUAUUGCCGAUUGGAUAUGCAUGAGAUUUAAAAAAAGGUAUUGGCAUUGCAGUGACUACGACAUCGAAAUAAUAGAUGUAUGUGCACUGAGCGGUGAUAUUAUUUGUUUAUUAAUUAUGAAGAUUCAAGCUAGUGAAAUUAAUAGUCAAACUCAAUGUUCACAAGAAAGGAAGCAGUACGAAGUAGGAUGUAAAUUUACGUGGAAUAUAGAUACCAGCCAGUAUAGAAUAACGGACGUAUUACCAAUGGAGGAAGUGAAACCAGAAUCAUGGAAACCAAACUGUAUGAACGUUCCAAACUUUCGUAGUCCUUUAUGGAACCCAACUCGACGUUUAGCGCCCAAAUUAAGAGAAAAAAUACAACAACCUUAUGCGCAUACAGUACGAUUUUUACAUAAUGAAAUGACUCUAGCAGGCGAAUCUAUAACUAGACUGUACGAUUUGGAUAAUUUAGUAGAAUUUUACAUAACACCAAUGCCAAAUUACCCUUCGAUCGAAUGAAAUAAUUGUCGGAUUAGUGAUAUGCCGAAAACAAUAAUUUAUUUAUUGUUACAAAUCUAAGAAUUUCAUAAAGAUAGCGCGUAUAAUGUAAUAAAUGUAUUGGAAACAUACCCCAUACAUAGUCCGCGGUAACUAUUUCGAAAAUUGUUAGGUUCAAACGUAAACAACAGCAAAUGUAACGCGUUGCGUAAGUUUUAGUUGUGCUUUUUUCGUAAGACUACCCUAUAAGUCGACAGUUAAGUACUGCUGUGUGAAUUGUCCGAAACUUAACGAUAUAGAUUAAGGGUACUGAAUAACAAUACAACGAAUAUUACAAGCAUUUGCUUGAAUUUGUAAAUUAUAUUCUAGAACUAUACACUGACUAUCUAUAUUAUAAGUAACUUUGGUAAUAACCACAUAUAGGUAACUAAGAACUGAUUGUCAGUGAAUGUAUUAUAUGUGGUAAAAAGUAAGGCAAAAGAAGAAUAGUGAAAUUUAGUAUUUGGUCCCAAAAUAACUAGCGAUUCAAAAGAAAAUAUAUUUAAAAAUCUUAAUUAAAGUUUUGUGGGUUUCACGGCCCGUUUGCAGUUAAUACUGUUUGAGGUUUACAUGUAUGAGUCGUGUACAGUAGAAAGUACCUUUUAGCAAGCAUCUAGCUUUAUCAGGAAUCGACUAACGCGCCGAUAUUAACGUGUGCCGAAAAAUGCAGUUUACUUAAAGCAAUAUUUUCCUACUGAACAUAAUUUAUAAAAAGCCUCAAACAGUAUUAACGUAAAAUUUUAAUUAUAAAUUCUCUAUGCCGAAAAUUUUCCUAGCUAUAUUUAUAAGAUUGAACAUGUUAAUUUAAGUUUUCGUGUUACUUCAUGACCUUAUUGUAUUAUAAAGCCAUUUUAUCAUAAAAUUUUUAUAUCUGAAAACUAUAAAUACAUAUACAUAUAAAUGUAUAACA
This is a messenger RNA of Megachile rotundata (alfalfa leafcutting bee), 3909 nucleotides long. RefSeq lists its product as uncharacterized. Gene Ontology annotation, biological process: protein ubiquitination. Gene Ontology annotation, cellular component: Cul4-RING E3 ubiquitin ligase complex. NCBI's taxonomy places the organism in Eukaryota, Metazoa, Arthropoda, Insecta, Hymenoptera, Megachilidae. The record is from RefSeq and is a predicted model, not a curated record.